This is a messenger RNA of Adelges cooleyi (spruce gall adelgid), 1825 nucleotides long. Its product is annotated as major facilitator superfamily domain-containing protein 6-A-like. Lineage: Eukaryota; Metazoa; Arthropoda; Insecta; Hemiptera; Adelgidae. The record is from RefSeq and is a predicted model, not a curated record. The coding region runs from base 324 to 1619 and encodes 431 amino acids. The transcript has 7 exons. Gene Ontology annotation, molecular function: transmembrane transporter activity. Gene Ontology annotation, cellular component: membrane.
GUGAGUGCUAUAGGCUUCUUAUUAGCAUAUAAGCUAAUUAUCAUCAAUUCAUAUAUAUUAUUUAUUAUAGUUCUAUAACCAUUUACAACGUCGUCGACUAAUUUUAAACAAAUAGCUAUCAGUUAGAUAAAAUAUAUAGGUACGUAUAGUUUUCACCACGAAGGACAAUAGUUCGUUUAUUUCCAUUUGCCACUGUAAUUAAAAUACGCAACGUUUCUUUGUAUAAUAAUUUUAAUUUAGACAGUUUUAACGUGAUUUGUUAAUGUCACAUGUUACUCAAUUGUUAAAUUUAUAAUUAAGUUAAAAUAUUUGUAAAAACUAAAAUGUGGUGGCACGCAAAUAUCAACAAGGAGCUGAUUUUAAUUAAAUUUCAUUAUUUUCUGGCACUCGGUGCCUGUGCGCCGAUUAAUCCGUUUUUAUUUACUAUCGGAAAGCAACGGGGUUAUUCUGCAUUCGUGAUGGGCAUCACUUCCUCUGCACUCAAUAUUCCCAGUUUCAUUUUACGACCAGCAAUAGGAGGAAUCACGGACGCAUACAAAUGCCGCAAAUUUACAUUUUUGUUGGGAGAAGUUCUAAUGGCUCUUGCAGUUAUUGCAUUGAUUUGUACACCAGGUGCCUCAGGUUCAGAAAACAUAGAUGAUAACACUGUAUUCAAAACGUUGCUGUUUUGGGUAUUUUUUUGUGUUCUCUUUCUGUUUUAUCUUGGUAAUACUAUGCGUAUGGUCACGGAAGACACCAUCUGCGUCAGCCUACUAGGAGACAAUGCGCACAAAUACGGGCAACAAAGAUUGUGGGGAGCAGUUGGUUGGGGAACCUUCUCACUAAUUUCUGGUGUGUCCGUCGAUUGGCUAAGUGAAGGAAAAGAUUAUAAAGAUUAUAGAGCUGGUUACGUGGUAUCUUUGAUAUGUUCAAUUCUAGAUAUUUACGUUUCUUCAAGAAUUAAGGUUGAGCAAGUUAAAAAAACUGACACUCUCGGUGGAAAUAUGAAAAAAAUCGUAACUGAUUUUAGAAUAAUCGCACUUUUAAUUUCAACCAUCAUAUUAGGUUUCUUGUUGAGUUUUAUUACGAAUUUUCUUUUCUGGUAUCUAGAAGAUAUUACCAAUUUGUUUCAUCCUGAAUAUUAUUCCUGGAUUAAAACUAUCCAAGGGCUUUCUUUGACUAUACAGUGUUUUUUGGCUGAAGUACCAUUAUUUUUUGUGUCUAGUUAUAUAAUCAAAAAGAUAGGAAGUAUGAAUGUGUUUACAUUAGCAUUUAUGAUUUUUUCAAUACGAUUCGGUCUUUAUUCAAUUAUUGAAAAUCCAAUGUUUACACUGGGCGUUGAAUUACUUCAUGGAUUUACCUAUGCACUAGUUUAUUCAGCCGCGAUUUCAUAUGCCGCCAAAUUGGCUCCAGUUGGCGCCGAAGGAACGAUGCAGGGAAUGGUUGGAAUGUCAUUGAUAGGAAUAGGCAUCCCAUUGGGUAGUGUUGUUGGUGGUUAUUUAAUGAAGGAUUUUGGAGCCAUUACUACAUUUAAACUAAUUGGUAUUGUUGCGUUCACCGUUUGUAUCUUCCAAGCAGUAAUGAAUUUGAUUAUUAAGCAAAUGUAUAAAAGUAAAAAUGAAACUAACGAAACUAGUUAAUUUUUAAACAUAAUGAAAUACAUGUAUUAAAAGAUACUCAUUAGUUUAUUAUAAGUAUUAUACAAAUAAUACAGUAUUGUAAUUUGCCAUAUAUUAUAUGUAAAUAAUAUAUACAUAUAAAAAUUAUGUGUAUUAUUAUCGUGCUACUAAAAAUUAUGUAAUAACCUAUCAUAUUAAUUAAGCGUGUUGUCCAGAUGACAGAUUUA